AGAUAACCGGUCAUGGAGAGGCAUAGUCGUCGUAUUUGGUCUUGAAGUUUUACCUUUCGGACAUCAAUUUCGGAAAUGACUUCAAAAAUAUUGAAUAUUUUAUGCAAAACAACGUGGAUGAGCAGCUUCAUCUUAUUAACGAUGUCGAAAGCAGUGCUGUGGAGAGGUUUAUCAGACGAUGUUUUGUUCGAAUGUAACUUCUCGCAGGACAGCUGUCGAAUGGAAAAUCAAGAAGUGACUGAAGCUCAAUGGCAGCGCACUUUUCUCAACGAGGGAGGCAUCAGUGGAUAUGCACUCGUGGUGCGUGGAAACGAGGCUCAAAAUCACAUCGCCAGAAUUCUAACUCCGAAUUUGAGUACUUUGGGGUUGAGAGAAGGCUGCCUCAGUUUCCGAUACUAUCUCGAAGGCAUGAAACCGGUGUCGUUGUCUGUCAUCAAGCAAGGAUAUGUCACGCAGUACGUGUUUUCGACAGCAUACAAGACAGAAGGACACUGGAAACAGGCCGCAGUGGACGUACAAUUCCUAGGCGAUUAUGCAAUGUUCUAUUUCGAAGCUGACACACAAGUUCAAGAUUUCGAUGACAGUCUUGUUGCCAUCUCAGAUAUUAAAAUAACUUCACAGACCUGUGUUGAAAUGAAACAAAGAAGUGAAUGACAGGAAAGUAUACACAAAGAAUUCUGGGAAGACACAUAGUCAUUUAUAGUAAAGUGAUGUUCCCAUAGGGUAUACUGGUAUGCUCCAUAUACGCCGUAUACUCUCAAACUUUUUUUAAACAGAUAGCGUUAUACCUUCAAGGUUCAAAAACUUUAUGACAUAUUAUGUAUAUGAUUGCAUACACUUAUUGUGCCUAGAGAAUUACUGGAAGUAUACCCUCAGAAAAAUUGAUGGGAACAUCACCGAUAGUAAAUAAACAAAUAACUACUCUAUCUAGUCUAAUAUGCAAACCGAGAUAUUGCUUGAAAUAAUGUAAUACAUACUGAACUUGUAAAAACCUCUUAAUAAACAACAGUCCACCAGAUAAUUUAAUAAAAGUGUGCUUUCUUGAUGUCUUAA
Molecule: messenger RNA, 1053 nt
Organism: Uloborus diversus
Lineage: Eukaryota; Metazoa; Arthropoda; Arachnida; Araneae; Uloboridae
Exons: 4
Coding region: 76-654 (192 amino acids)
Cellular component (GO): membrane
Source: RefSeq, a predicted model, not a curated record